This is a messenger RNA of Saccostrea cuccullata (small rock oyster), 3090 nucleotides long. RefSeq lists its product as uncharacterized. Lineage: Eukaryota; Metazoa; Mollusca; Bivalvia; Ostreida; Ostreidae. The record is from RefSeq and is a predicted model, not a curated record. Gene Ontology annotation, biological process: DNA integration. The transcript has a single exon. The coding region runs from base 1 to 3090 and encodes 1029 amino acids. Gene Ontology annotation, molecular function: nucleic acid binding.
AUGGCUCAGUUAGAACAUGAAACUAUUGAACAGUAUAUUACUCGCUUACGCCAGAGAGCAGAAACCUGUGAAUUCGGGAACCGGGAUGCCAUUGAUGAGAGAAUACGUGACCAAAUCAUUGACAAGUGUGUUCGUCAUAACUUACGCCGGAAAUUACUAGAAAAAGGUAGGAACCUUAACCUUACUCAAGUCCGAGAAAUCGCAAGAGCCCUGGAAGACUCCGAGAGGCAAGCCACGUCAAUUGAAGGUCGUGCGCAAGGGGCCAUAACCGGUGUUGUAAACAAGGUCAGUGUUCAAAACAAGAAACAUUUUGCGAAAAAGACAAACAGUAAAUGUGAAGGACACUUGCGGAAUGACCCCAAAUGCCCGGCAAGGGGAAAGAAGUGUCAUAAGUGUAAGCAGACUGGACAUUUUGAGAAAAUGUGUAAAACCAAAGACCGUGGAGAAAAGCGGAAACCAGGGAAAAUUCAUCACAUUACGGACCAGUCAGGCCAGAGUGAUGAAGACAAAGUGUACGCAUUUCGUGUCCACCAAAAUUCUGUGUUAAAUGACAGCCCGGUUGUGAAUGUUGGUAAUGUUGACCUCAGCAUGAUUAUUCACUCAGGGGCGAGCUGUAAUAUAAUGGGAAUGCCAUUAUGGAACUAUCUGAAGAAAAACCACAUAAACUGUGUUUCGUCCAAAGUUGAGAAAAAACUCUAUGCUUAUGGAAGUCAACAACCUCUGAAAGUGGCUGGGAUCUUCACAGCAACUGUGAAAUACAACCAAACCGUCAUUCCGGAUGUGGAAUUCGUGGUCAUUGAGGGAGAAGGACAAGCCUUACUUGGUCGAGAUACAGCUGUGCAGUUGGGCGUGUUACAGAUCGUUAGCAGUGUAAGUGAAGCUGUCAAUCUGGACAACAGAACUGUUUUUGAGAAAUACCCUAAUGGCUUCAAAGGUGUAGGAAAGCUGAAAUCCUUUCAACUAGAAAUACCAAUCGAUCCAGAUGAUGAGCCAGUAAUACAGCCUAUGAGACGUAUACCCUACAGUUUGCGCGACAAACUCGACAGGAAGUUGGAUGAGCUACUCGAUUUGGACAUCAUUGAACGCGUUGACAAGCCAUGUGCGUGGGUGUCUCCAGUGGUUUGUGUACCCAAACAUUCAGGUGAUGACAUUCGACUCUGUGUGGACAUGCGCCAGGCCAAUACUGCUGUGCAACGAGUCCGUCACCCUAUUCCGACAAUUGAUGAAAUUUUGCAUGAAAUGAAUGGUAGUACUGUUUUAAGCAAACUUGAUGUUACUUGGGCAUAUCACCAGAUUGAUUUAAAACCAGAAUCUCGAGAAAUUACUACUUUUGUAACACAUAAGGGUUUAUUUAGAUACAAACGUCUUAUGUUUGGCAUUAGUUGUGCCCCAGAAAUGUAUCAAAAGGUCAUGCAACAAGUGUUGCAAGGGUGUGAGGGGGAGCACAAUAUUAUGGAUGAUAUCAUUGUACAUGCAAGUAGUCAAGAAAAACAUGAUACAUGUCUUGAAAAUGUUGUGAGAGUGUUGUAUGAAAAGGGGCUUACCCUUAACAGGGACAAAUGUGAGUUGAAUAUGUCAGAAGUUGUAUUUAUGGGUCAUGUUUUGUCUGAUCGUGGCAUAGCUCCGUCUGAUGCCAAAGUCAAAGCCGUUGUCGAAGCACGCGAACCCAAAACUUCGAGUGAAGUGCGCAGUUUCUUAGGGCUUGUAAACUAUAGUUCUAGAUUUAUUCCAGAUCUAGCAACGGUAGCAGCUUCGCUACGAGAGUUGACGCGCAAGAAUUCAGUUUUUAGAAGGGGGAAAUCUGAACAAGAGUCAUUUGUAGAAUUGAAGCGUCGUCUGGCAGAUGCCAAAACGUUGGGUUACUAUGACAAAUCUGCGCCGACUAAAGUCAUAGCUGAUGCUAGUCCUGUAGGACUCGGGGCGGUGCUGGUGCAAGAGCAAAAUGGGGAACAUCGCGUUCUUUCAUACGCAAGCCGUAGCCUAAGUGAUACGGAACGUCGGUAUUCGCAGACAGAGAAAGAGGCUCUAGCCUUAGUUUGGGCGUGCGAAAGGUUUCAUGUUUAUUUGUACGGUACAGAGUUUGAGCUACUCACUGAUCACAAGCCGCUUGAAUGUAUAUAUUCUCCCAAGUCGAAAGUUUGUGCUAGAAUAGAACGAUGGGUGCUGCGAAUGCAACCAUACACAUUUAAAGUUCGGUACAUUCCUGGUCCAAGGAAUAUCGCAGAUACACUUUUGCGUCUUGUUAAGAAUGACCCUGCUCAAAAGUCGCUUGAUUUGGAGGAUGCUUAUGUGAGGUUUGUAGCUAAAGAAGCUACCCUGAUGGCGAUGACAACACGUGAGAUCGAGAGAGCGUCAGAGAAUGAUCCAGAAAUGUGUGCUAUAAGAGAGUGUCUUGUAAGCCCGCAAUGGCAUCGUAUGGAAGUUAAGGAAUAUUUGCCAGUGCGUAUUGAGUUGUGUUCGAUUGGUAAGUUAGUACUGCGGGGUACACGAAUUGUUAUACCCUUACAGUUGCGUAAUCAGGUUCAUGAGCUUGCGCAUGAAGGCCAUCCUGGCAUUGUUGCAAUGAAAUCUCUGCUUAGAAGUAAAGUAUGGUGGCCGGUGUUGGAUAAAAGUGUUGAAAAAUUUUGCAAAAGUUGUUAUGGUUGCCAGUUAGUGGGUCAACCGAGUAAACCUGAACCGAUGAAGCGCACUGAAUUGCCUUCCGCACCAUGGCAACAUCUUGCCGCUGAUCUUUUAGGGCCGUUGCCAAGUAAAGAGUAUAUAUUUGUGCUUGUAGACUAUUACAGUCGAUAUUUUGAAGUCGCGAUUACGAAAAAUAUUUCGUUAGAGAACAUAACAGGUCUCAUAUCGAAGUUCUGUUUAACUCAUAGAUUGCCGUAUUCAAUCCACACCGACAAUGGUCCACAGUUUGUUAGCGAACAUUUUAAGAAUUACAUGUUCGAAAAUGGCAUUGUUCAUCAUAAAACAACCCCCCCAUGGCCACAGGCAAACGGCGAGGUUGAGCGACAGAAUAGGUCAAUUAUGAAACGUGUCGGAUUGCAUUUGCCGAAGGCCGAGAUUGGAAAUCUGAACUUGACAAAUUUCUUGUGA